Molecule: messenger RNA, 4276 nt
Organism: Tilletiaria anomala UBC 951
Lineage: Eukaryota; Fungi; Basidiomycota; Exobasidiomycetes; Georgefischeriales; Tilletiariaceae
Exons: 5
Coding region: 250-4017 (1255 amino acids)
Source: RefSeq, a predicted model, not a curated record
UUCGACCCUCCUUUGCAUGCUCUCUCUCAUCUUCGCUUGAGAGUAAUCGGCCUGCCCUUCUAACCUGCAGGCAGGCAUAACUCACAGCCGACCAUCGCAAGUGGAGCUGGUGAUCGCCUGCGAGAUGGGGAAAAGGAGUGCAUAAUGCCUCCUUGCAGUGCACUCCGACCACGGCCGUAAAACAAACGCCUGUCCAUUCCUCAGUCCUACUAUCCAAGGCAACGCUGAGCAAAGCUCGCUCUCGCCGCCAUGCCCGUCGCAGGGCCAACCAACGGUAAAGUCGCAAGGUCGCCCUCGCCACCUUCAGAAGAUGGAGAACUUCCCUCUGAAUCAGAAGAGGGCGAGCUUCCUUCGGAUCACUCACCCGAACCAGGACUUGUCACCUGGCGCGUCCUCCCUUCACCGCCACGGCCGCCGCUGCCGCUUGUGGAAUACGGACACGAACGAGGGCAAAGGCACUCGCUCAGCGCUGUGCCUCCUCGAGGUGCAGCAUGGACUUUCCAUCCACCUUUGCCCACGUAUCAUGGGUCACCACCGCCGCCACCACCGCUGCCUCCCGUGCUACUUCCGCCUGGCGCCCCUCAGCCUCGGACGCCUCCAGGGCCGCCGCCGCUACCACCGCCACCUCUAGUGCCUCCAUCACAUGCGCACGCAUGGGCAGAUAGCGCUGCAUACUCGCAGUCGCAAAACCUACCGCCCGUGCACGUUUCUGCGACUCAUUCGCGGUGGCAGUAUCAGCAGCACUACACCCCACCGCUCGCAGCACCGGGGCCCCCACCCAUGCGACCGUCCGCACCAUUAUACUCGUUGAAUUACCCAACAGCGUCGAACGGAAUUUCUACUACUGAUCUGUCACCAUUUGCUCCAGUCGCUCAUCCAAUGGUACCGCUUGCUCGAUCGCCGAGUUCUUUCAUCGCAGACCAGCGACAUGCAACCGCGGGUCCGGAGGGUAGAUUCUUGAGCGAAACACAAUUCAGCCAGCAACAGCAAUCGCAAUCGCAACACCAGCAGCAACAGCACCAAAAGCAGCAACGAAAGACGAUACCUGCCAAGCUGUCGAAGGAUGCACAGGAGCAGUGGCUCAACCUCCUGGUUGUACGCGUGGAAGCGAUCAUCCUCAACCAGCAAACGCUUCCUUUUGCGCUCGGUCGAGUUUAUCCUCCUGAUGCACCUCUGCGCAUCAUCUGGCAGCCGGCGCGGCCGAAGCCGGGCAGACCAUGGCUGCACAUUCUUCCUGCGCCAGUCGGCAAGAACACCAAGCAGCGCCAUAAGCUGGACAAGCACGAUCCGCCGCAGCUGCUCGUGCGUGCUUCCGUCAAUCUGCGCGAGAUCUUUCAGGCACUCGUCCCUGAGCGGCCGGGCGAGAUGGUAGAGGGCUACUACAAGUAUUUGAAAGACAUCGCGUCAUCGUACCCCUGGGAAUUCACACUCCUCGCACUAGGCACGCUGCCAGAAGCGGAAAAGGAGGCGGAGGUGUUAAGUAAGCUCGUCGUCAAGGCUUAUGAAGAAAAGGAGAAAUUUGAUCAGGAGAAAUUGCUCGAGGCGGCAGGGCAAGCUCCGAACAUCCACGGCCCCACGAUGCCUUCCAGUCGCGAGCCGUCACAACACGUGCAGACCCUAGCAGGUCCCUCGGAAUCCUUGGCAUUCGGACCUGAACCCGGAGCGUCGCCUGCGACGACAGAGACCGAGCUGAGCCUCGCCAGGUGCCGCGAGCUUGUGCUGCGAUGCAAGCUGCUCAAUGUGGAUGCAGACUCGGUCGUACAGCAUGGCUUCGUGCCGAGCAUGGUCGCAGAGAUCGCGCAGACGCUGGGCGCACCGUGCUCUUUGCUGCCCUCCACCUCCGCUUCUGCAUCUUCCGCCGUUAGCGUGUGCACACCGCAGCCGCCAUCGCCACCCUCGCAAACUGGUCACUCGUCGCAGAAGGGAAGCACGAAACCACAGCCUGCAGCUUCGAGCACGCGGCUGAAUGCCGAGGAGCUCCGCAAGGCAGCGCUAGCUAGCAUGAAGCGCAAGACAAGUCUGAAGCCGGCGGCAGUUUUCCCUACGAAAAUUGUCAAAGAAGGAGACUCAGCUGCAGCGCCGUCGUUCGAUGAGAUCGACAAUAUGCUCUCGGAGAUCGCCCUUAAGUCCAAGCUUCGCAGCUCACGCACGCAAAGCGUUCCUUCGCAGCAGAUCGAUUCCGUCUCAGAUACUAGCGGCAUACCCCAUGUCUCUUUCGAUGGCGACGACUUUGCUGCUAGCGUCCAGCAAGUAGGCACGAGUUCUGCUGUGAUCGAUAAAACACAUACACCCUCCUUGUCCCCGCCCUUUGAUAUUGAUUCCAAUGUGCGAAUGGCCAGCCGCGCUGCCAGCGACGCAGGCGGAGGCGACGAUGGCGCCAGCGACGCUGACAGCGAGGGCACCGACGGAAUCAUGAUCAUUUCGCCACCGCUCAAACCAGUCAGUUUACCUGUUGAAACGGUACCCUCAACAUCGACAUCAGCAGUGCAUAGCAGGCAGCCGAGCCCAUUGCCCCUACGGAACAGAGGUCCUGCGUCUGCGCCUCCGCUCCCACCGCCUCCCGCAAGGCAGCUCAUGUCGUACGCGGAUAACUUCGGCGCGUUUGCAUGUGGCGCGCCUACUGGAGAGGUUGACUUCAGCGCACCCUUGCCUACCAUCGAAAGCACCCCCGCUCCUGCCCUCGCACGCGUCGACUCUGGCUCGCAACAACAAGGAGGUACGGUGAUGAAGGGCAAGAAGCGCGCUCGGCCCAGCGCAGCCGAGCUCAAUGACAGCACUCUAUCGCCGGUGCCUCUGCCACGAUCUACUCCGACUGCGACGGAUGCGCGCUUCGAUGGGGCUCUUGCAUUUCAUCGUCUCUUACCUACGACUCACCGCUACGGCCUGAAAAUGAUCAUCGAUGUGUCCAAUAGCGAGGAGGAUACCGACGACGCCGAUGAAGAAGAAGACAAUGCCGACGAACCAGAGGACGAUGUACAUCAGCGGCAUCCUACACAUGGCUAUCGCCGCCUGCGACUGGAAUGGCAAAGGACGUACUACAAGGCUUUGGUGGACCCGGACGAUGAGGAACGAGAGCAGGAAGGCAGCAACGACACGCUGGGCGCAUCGGUGGUCCUGGAAGGCGAGGCGUUGCGGUUGACCAGAAGCGUUGGCUUUUCGUCCUCGUCGUCCUCAUCAGGAACGGCCACACCAGUUUCGGCACACUUUCCAAAGGUUCAAGCGAACGCAUCUGCAGCUUUGCAGGCGCAGCAGCUGGAAGCAAAAGAAAGGGCCAUCCGAGAGAUGCGGGCCAAAAUUAUUGCGAUGCAACAGAGGAAGAAGAUAGCUGCUGCGUCUGCGUCGGGAACCACUCAGGCUUCACCUGCGCCUACGGCGACGGAUGGUGGCGUGAAGCCGUCGCAGAACGGAGCAAGCGUGACGAUGAACAAGAGUGCAGAAGAGGAAAAGAUCGCGCCGGAGGCGGAUCAUAUGCAACGUGAAUUCACUGAGCGAAAGGCGGCUCUGCAGGAGCAGCUUAGAUUAAAAGCAGAAGAGAUGAAGUUGCUUCUUAAGCGAAGGAAGGGAGCAAGGAAUGAGAAUGCGAAACAAUCGCCUUCAGGCCCGGAGCAGGGUCAGGGGCCGAGUCUCAACCCUGCAUCGGAGCUACAACUAACGCCCUCGUCUCUUCCUGUAGUCGGGAUACUGGCAGAUGCCUCAGCAGAACACGUAGGGAAGGAUAUUGCUUUAUCGGUCAAGGGGGGGAGCAGAGCGGAAGGCAGCACGGAAGAGCCCUCGCGAGAAAUGGUCAAGAAUCCCGCCAAGCUAGGCGAGUCGCAAGACUGGCCAUCCCUCCCUGGAUCGACAUCAAUGAACAGCGUUACAAAUCGUGAAAAUUCUGAGCCUCCGCAAAAAAAGAUCAAGGCCACCAAGAGCAAGGUUAACAAGAGCAAGAAGCGCCGACUCUGUGUUACCGAAGCAGAAGGGCUCGAAUGCUCCAACCCGGACUGCAAGAUGGCGCACUUCGUCGACUUUGCUUGAUAGGCCCGGCCGACGAGCCAUGACGCUCUUGUCUAGUCUACCUCUACUAACGUUCCUUUCCACCAGCAUCAACUCCAGCAUGCACCAUCAUCAAAUCAACUGGCACCUUCCCAGCAUCUUCAGCAUCCCACGGCGCGUGACAUCCAUGCUUGAGCCGAAGCCAUCCUGCGAACCUGUCGUCUCAGCCAUGACAGAGCAGAGUAGGCUGGCUCGCACCAUAAGGGGCAUCUGUACCAUUACACAUUGAAUUGCACUGCAU